Molecule: messenger RNA, 3639 nt
Organism: Kwoniella shivajii
Lineage: Eukaryota; Fungi; Basidiomycota; Tremellomycetes; Tremellales; Cryptococcaceae
Exons: 8
Coding region: 1-3639 (1212 amino acids)
Biological process (GO): DNA-templated transcription
Cellular component (GO): RNA polymerase III complex
Molecular function (GO): ribonucleoside binding; DNA binding
Source: RefSeq, a predicted model, not a curated record
AUGCCUCCGACUCGUGCUGCUCCCAAAAGAGCGGCUACAUCAGCUGCCCCAGCUGCAUCAUCGUCUUCCACUGCUGCUCCAAAAACGAGAGCACCACGAGCAGGUCCUUCCAGCGGUGAUGUGAAACCACGAGUCGGUCCAUCAUCCUCGACUGCAAGAGGAAAAGCACCAGUGCGACCUUCCACUACUGUGCCCGCGUUGGAUAAAAAACCGGAGAUCAAUAAGGGAGAAGAGGAAUGGGCAGAACUGAUGAGACAAACCUAUGGUGGUCAAAAAGGUGCAGAUUGGUACGCCAAAGGCGUCAAGAGUGUCGAGGACAAAUGGGAACUACUACCUGCUUUUCUCAAAGUGAAAGGUCUGGUCAAACAACAUCUCGAUUCAUUCAAUUAUUUCGUCAACGUAGAUAUCAAAGCUAUUUUGGCGGCAAAUUCACAUGUCGUAUCCGAUAUAAACCCUUAUUAUUAUAUACGAUAUUUAGACAUUAGAGUUGGUAGACCUUCCAGAGUGGAUUCAAAUCAAGUCGCAAAUAUAUUAACACCUAUGGAAUGUAGAUUGACCGAUUCAACUUAUAUGGCACCCAUUCACGUUGAUAUAGAAUUUCAAGGUGAAGAUAAAAAAAUCAAACAGAGAAAUGUACAAAUUGGGAUGUUACCAGUAAUGUUAAGAUCUGAUUUAUGUCAUCUAAAUCGUAAGAAUGAACCUGAAUUAGCUAGAAUGGGUGAAUGUCCAAUGGAUCCAGGUGGUUAUUUCGUUGUUAAAGGUACUGAAAAAGUCAUUCUGGUCCAAGAACAAUUAAGUAAAAAUAGAAUCAUAGUUAUGAGAGAUCCCAAAAAGGAUGAAACUACCGCUGAAGUUACUUCAUCCACUCACGAUCGAGUCGUGAAAACGUACGUCACGACCAAGAACAAACGUCUAUACCUCCGACAUAACUCUUUCAAAGAAUUCAUUCCUAUAGUCAUCGCUCUCAAGGCUAUGGGUAUAACAUCAGACAAAGAGAUAUUGCAACUCAUAUGUGGAUCAGAUGAGAGGUAUCAAGAAGCAUUUGGAGUAUCACUUGAAGAAGCUGCGAGGGAGAAGACUUUUACUCAAAGACAAGCCUUGGAAUGGAUCGGUGCUAGGGUAUCUCCAAAUCAAGCGAAAGAUGAUGGAGGAUCUUACGGUCAAAAAUUAACUCCCGUCGAUAUCGCUCAGCAAGCUUUAGCAGCAAUGGUAUUAGGUCAUGUCCCCGUCAGAAAUAUGAACUUCAGACCAAAGUGUAUCUACCUAGCCACGAUGUCAAGAAGGGUCCUGAUGGCAAUGAUAGAUGAACAUAUGGUUGAUGACAGGGAUUAUGUUGGUAACAAGCGAUUAGAGCUUGCCGGUCAACUACUUUCACUUCUGUUUGAAGAUUCUUUCAAGACCUUCAAUUCCGAGUUGAAGAAGCGUAUGGACAAGAUUCUGGAGAAGAAAUCCAGAGCCGGACCCUUUGAUGCUGGAUCACUCAUUCGACAAGGCGGAGAUCCAAUCACAUCAGCUUUCGUACGAUCCAUAUCCACGGGAAAUUGGUCGUUGAAACGUUUCCACGUUGAGAGAGCAGGUGUCACACAUGUGUUGUCCCGUUUGAGUUUCAUCGCUGCUUUGGGUAUGAUGACUCGUAUAUCAUCGCAAUUCGAAAAGACUAGGAAAGUCUCGGGUCCUCGUGCUCUUCAACCCUCUCAAUGGGGUAUGUUGUGUCCUUCUGAUACACCCGAAGGAGAAGCAUGUGGUCUAGUGAAGAAUUUGGCAUUGAUGACUCAUAUCACAACGGAUGUACCAGAAGAACCAUUGCUCAAGAUGGCUUUCUUGUUGGGCGUAGAAGAUAUCUCGUUACUUACUGGAAACGAACUCUAUCGACCCGGUGUUCAUCUCGUUCAAGUAAACGGUACACUUAUCGGUGUAACUCAUCUCGCCAAACGCUUCGUUCGAACUUUCAGAAAGCUUCGUAGAGCAGGGCGAACUUCUGAAUUCGUAUCCAUCUAUAUCAAUCAUCAUCAACGCACUAUCUACAUCGCAAGUGACGGAGGACGUAUCUGUCGACCUAUGAUAAUUGUCGAAAAAGGUAGACCGAGAGUUACAUCUGAACAUAUGCGUUUGUUGAAAGAAGGAAAAGUGACAUUUGAUCAUUUCUUGAAAUCUGGAUUAGUAGAAUAUUUGGACGUAAAUGAAGAAAACGAUUCUUUCAUCGCUUGUUACGAAAGCGAAAUAGAAGAAGGUACAACUCAUUUAGAAAUUGAACCUUUCACAAUUCUAGGUGCCGUAGCUGGACUUAUCCCAUAUCCUCAUCACAAUCAAUCGCCACGUAAUACAUAUCAAUGUGCGAUGGGUAAACAAGCGAUUGGAGCAAUAGCCUAUAAUCAACUGAAUCGAAUCGAUACCUUGUUAUACUUGAUGACAUAUCCUCAACAACCAAUGGUAAAAACCAAAACGAUCGAACUGGUUGGAUAUAAUAAACUACCUGCUGGACAGAACGCAACAGUAGCAGUCAUGUCAUUUUCAGGAUAUGAUAUAGAAGAUGCUUUAAUCUUGAAUCGAGCAUCGGUUGAUCGUGGAUUUGGAAGAUGUCAUGUACUCAAGAAACAAACUAUACCGAUGAGAUCAUUCGCCAAUGGAUCACAUGAAAGAACAGCGUAUCCAGAUCCAUUACCUCGACCUGAUGCCUACGCGUUCAUAGAUAAAGCAGAUGGGAUGACAGCUCCUGGAGCUACCAUAAAUCAAUUUGAUGUGAUGAUUCAUCGUGAAACCCCUGCAGAUACUAGAGGCCCUUCAACAGAUGAAUAUAAACCAUCCCCUAUAACACAUAAACUACCCGAACCAAUCCAAAUUGAUAAAGUCAUGUUGACAGAAGGUGAAGAUGGUGCAUUAAUCAAAAUCUUGACAAGACAAACUAGAAGACCUGAAUUAGGUGAUAAAUUCUCAAGUAGACACGGUCAAAAAGGUGUUUGUGGCUUAAUCGUUCCGCAGGCAGAUAUGCCUUUUAACGAUCAAGGUAUCGUACCGGAUAUUAUCAUGAACCCACAUGGUUUCCCUUCUCGAAUGACUGUCGGUAAAAUGAUUGAGUUAUUAUCAGGUAAAGCGGGUGUCUUGGCGGGUAAAUUACAAUACGGAACAGCAUUUGGAGGUUCAAAAGUAGUUGACAUGUCACAAAUCUUGAUUGAAAAUGGAUUCUCUUAUGCUGGAAAAGACAUGUUAACAAGUGGUAUAACCGGUCAACCCAUGGAAGCUUAUGUCUACUUCGGUCCCAUCUAUUACCAGAAAUUGAAGCACAUGGUCAUGGACAAAAUGCAUGCUCGACCUACUGGACCAAGAGCAAACCUGACUAGACAACCUACAGAAGGUAGAUCCAAAGAUGGUGGUUUGAGAUUGGGUGAAAUGGAACGUGAUUGCUUGAUUGGAUACGGCGCAACUCAACUCUUACUUGAAAGACUUAUGAUUUCAUCCGACGCCUUCGAGACUCAAGUGUGUGAAACUUGUGGUAUGUUAGGAUAUAAUAAUUGGUGUCCUAAAUGUAAGAGUGGGAAAGGUGUAGUAGGGUUAACGAUACCCUAUGCUGCUAAAUUAUUGAUCCAAGAGUUGAUGGGCAUGAACAUCAUGCCUAAAUUAUGUCUGGAAGAUACGGUUUAA